Racocetra persica is the source of this 228-nucleotide messenger RNA. NCBI's taxonomy places the organism in Eukaryota, Fungi, Glomeromycota, Glomeromycetes, Diversisporales, Gigasporaceae. The record is from the annotation of a GenBank genome assembly.
AUGGCUAUGGAACAGUUUGCAGAGCAAUUCGAGACUCGCUAUGCUGAAAAAAUGAGCGACGAAAUUGGGUCAUUGUUUACGAGAAAAAAUAUUUCUUAUGAGAGACAACACUACGAAGUAGUCGAUGCUUACGAAGGAACGCGAGCCAUAGUAAAAAUUCUCUGGGAUACUUUAAAUCAUAUUGAAGAAGAAAAAAAGUUAAAUUUGACUGAGGCAGAAAAAGAAGAA